AUGUCUGUGCCAGCUGUGCAGUUGCGGAAUUGUACCUUCAAAACCGAUUCUUGCGGUAUUUGUCCGGCUAGCGAAUACCGAACCACGUACAUAAGAAAAGAAAUUGAGCCGGUCAAAUCAUGCAAACCGGAAGUAGGCGCUUCGCUCGCGUGCGAACCAAUCAGCAAUCAGACAACUAAUCGAGUUGACUUUGUAAAACAUCCUUUGGAUCAGCCAAAUCGUCAUGUCCCUGACCCUUAUCAUCCGCCUGACAACCCAUUUGAAGGAUGCACUGUAUAUAAGGCUGAAUAUACACGCAAGCCGAUCAACCCGUCAAAACAGACAGAGAGGAAUUUAAAAAGGAUGUGCCUACCUCCAUUCGAAGGUCAAACUUCAAAUAAAAUGUUUGAGAAGGCAAAAGUCAUCCGUGACUACCACCCAAACACCGACCCAUUCGAUGGGGCCACUAUUUAUAAGACUAACUACGUCAGGCAUAUUUCUUCUCACCGAAAAUCCAAAAAACCCGACAUAUCUGCGACACUAUCUACGGAGCCACUUGACACAAGUACGGAACAUAGGGAUCAAUUCAUCAGACACCCCCUUCCGGAAAAAUCCGUAGGGAUCAAGGAGGAAUACCACCCCCUAUCCUGCCCCAUUGAUGAUAAAACGGUCUACAGGACUGAGUUCAUUCGCAAAGAAAUUGAAAUGGUGGCCAGCUGCAAACCUGACGUCAAACCGUCCGUUGCUUUGGAGCCAAUUGACGAUAAGACAACCAACAGGACAGAUUUUAUCAGGUGGCCUCUACAGGCAGCUUACAAACAUAAGGCCGAACCAUAUGUUCCAAUAGAGGGCCAGAUGACGUGUGACACGACUCACAAAUUGGAAUACACCAGGAAACCCAUCGAAGUAGUUAAAGUUGUGCCAAAGAGAGAAAAAUUGAAAUGCAUCUUGGCCCCUUUCAACGCCAACACAACUUACAAGACGGAGUUUCAGAGAUGGGACGCCAGCAGACCUCACAAGCACAUCUCUCCGGCUUACAUCCCAAUUUCUGAUCCGUUCUGUGGGAUCACGAGCUAUCGAAAUGAUUUCAUCAGGAAGGGUUGGGCGGCUAGGAAGAGUAAAAAACCAAAUGUGGCCGCCUACCUGGCUUGUGCUCCGUUAGAAUGUUGUACCGAAUACAAGAACGAAUUUACGAGAAAGGAACCGGAACCGUGUGUAGCCGGUCUUAUCGAAGCCGGUAUUGAUACCGACCAUCAAUUUGUACAGCAGGAUGCCGCAUGCCACAAGUGGUAUCAGUGAUAAUAUUCGAACGAAAAUCGGUUUCGAGAGUUUUAUUUUUGUUUCUAUUCGUUAGCAAGUCUGAUCGGUAUUGUUCGGUUCUUGUUUGAGUUUUUCGAGUUAUCGAUUUUACCGAUAUCGAUUCGAUAUUACCAAACUAUACACUCGUUAAAGAGAAUUAAUUUCAUUUCAUUUUCAUUUGUCUAAUUGAAGUAAUUUAAUUUAUUAUUAGCGUGUUUUAAUUUUUUUAUUCGGAAUUGAAAUGUUUAAUGGUGGAAGGCUUUGUGGUCGGAUAUCUCCAAAAACAUUCAACUCCGUGUAUUUAACUCUAAAUAAAAUAAGUUUUU
Molecule: messenger RNA, 1604 nt
Organism: Helobdella robusta
Lineage: Eukaryota; Metazoa; Annelida; Clitellata; Rhynchobdellida; Glossiphoniidae
Exons: 11
Coding region: 1-1278 (425 amino acids)
Biological process (GO): microtubule anchoring
Cellular component (GO): ciliary basal body; axonemal microtubule; sperm flagellum
Molecular function (GO): microtubule binding
Source: RefSeq, a predicted model, not a curated record